CGACUAAACAUAAAAACGAAAGACGUUCUGGGCGCCACAUACAAGUUACUGUGAACGUUUUGAAUUAAAAGAUGAAGUUAAGAUCUAAAGACAUUAUCUUCGAGGGAUAAUUGAUGAGUUGUAUUACACAUGCUGAUUUUGAAAAAUUAUAAUGGCAGAGGCCAUUGAGAGAUUCUUUGGAGUUUACCUGUUAUACAAUGUCAAUCCAAAGUUCAAAGGAAGGACUUACAUCGGCUACACAGUCAACCCUAACCGUCGAAUACAGCAGCAUAACAAAGGCAAACAAGCUGGAGGAGCGUGGAGGACACAUGGACGUGGGCCAUGGGAAAUGGUUCUGAUUAUCCAUGGAUUCCCAAAUGAUAUAUCAGCUCUCCGGUUUGAGUGGGCAUGGCAGAAUCCACAGAAGUCCCGGCGACUUCGACACUUAGUUGGAAAAAGGAAAAAAGAGACACCUUUCCUGUACCGUUUUCGUAUUGUCUCUGAGAUGCUUCGUCUUGGACCAUGGAAUCGUUUUGCAUUAACAGUUCGCUGGCUAAAACAAAAUUAUGUACAGGAUUUUGCUCCUGAUUGUCGACCACCAAUACACAUGCCAAUAGUAUACGGACCUGUCAAGAUAAAGACAUUGGCUAAGGACAACAAAAAGAAGGGGAAAAAGAGCCGUAAAGGAUCCAACAACAGCAGUCCUUUAAAACAAUCCCAGAUGUCCGAAGAAGAUGAUAUUGGCCAGUUGGCUCUUCCAAGUCAGCAGAGAUGUUCAGUGUGUUUCAAGCGUUUACAUGCCGACGACACAACCGUUAACUGUAUCCACCCAAAGUGUUCAAUGAUUUCUCACAUCGUUUGCUUAUCUGAGAAGUUCCUUGCUCAGUCCAAAGAAAAGACAAAAGAAAUAAUUCCAAUUGAAGGAAAAUGCCCAAGCUGUAAACAGUUGAUGCUGUGGGGAGAUAUUAUUAGAUUCAAGAUGGGCUGCUACCAGAACCUUGAGGAGUGUGCAAGCGACCAGGACCUUGACACCUCUGAUGAGGAUGAUUAAUUUAGCUUAUCAUGGACUUCAAAACAUGUGAUACCGCCGAAAUCGUAAUUGAAAUCGUACUUUGAUGUUAGCCAUCAUGGCGGAAAUAACCACGGCACUUGAUUUGGCAAUAUUUUUAGUCUGUAAUAAGCUUUUAAUUCGUGUAAUAAAAGUGGCCCCGGCUGAUGAAACACUACAAUCUUGCUAUGAAAUGAUAAUUAGUGUAAAGGUCAUUUGCUUACAUAUCUUUCGACAACACCUGUAAAAUUGAUUGUGUUAUCAGGAUGUGAAUUCAGGAACUCUUCUUUCCCUUAUAAUGAACCCGUCUGGAUCACAAGGCCGGGUUUGCCCCUGUAGUGUUUGUCAAUGUUUUCAGAAACGAAAUGUGUGUAGAUUCUUUGUGGUGAAGAGACUGGCCCAAGUGUAGCAUUUCUGUGGCCGAGAUACGGGCCCAAUUGUUGCUUCCUUGUGGCUGAGAUAGGGAUCCAAGUUGUAGCUUUCUUGUGACGAGAGAAACUGGCAUACAUAUUAAAUUGUGUUAGAUUUUGACGUCAUGAUGUAGACAGCAGAAAUUAUCCAAUUGACGCAAAUAGCAUGUACAAAUGUAGAUGGUUUCAGAGAAAGGUAAUGAAAAUUGGCGUUAACUAUAAGUUUUGCAUUACUUUUUGAUUGUCAAUAAACGCUGAUAAAUUGUGA
Pecten maximus is the source of this 1705-nucleotide messenger RNA. RefSeq names its product structure-specific endonuclease subunit slx1-like. Bases 152 to 1030 code for a protein of 292 amino acids. The record is from RefSeq and is a predicted model, not a curated record. Gene Ontology annotation, molecular function: 5'-flap endonuclease activity; crossover junction DNA endonuclease activity. Gene Ontology annotation, cellular component: Slx1-Slx4 complex. NCBI's taxonomy places the organism in Eukaryota, Metazoa, Mollusca, Bivalvia, Pectinida, Pectinidae. The transcript is spliced from 6 exons. Gene Ontology annotation, biological process: double-strand break repair via homologous recombination.